This is a messenger RNA of Ctenopharyngodon idella (grass carp), 2493 nucleotides long. It is a transcript of the gene stc2a, whose product is annotated as stanniocalcin 2a. NCBI's taxonomy places the organism in Eukaryota, Metazoa, Chordata, Actinopteri, Cypriniformes, Xenocyprididae. Bases 195 to 1046 code for a protein of 283 amino acids. Gene Ontology annotation, cellular component: extracellular region. Gene Ontology annotation, molecular function: hormone activity. Gene Ontology annotation, biological process: intracellular calcium ion homeostasis. The record is from RefSeq and is a predicted model, not a curated record. The transcript has 4 exons.
GAUUGGUCGGGAAGCACGACUGACAACACCUGCUUAACUCCUUCAUCCAAAUUGACACCCGGACUCUAGGAAAUAUAUCCAGCAUCCAUCCCGUUUCCACUCUCACACGCUCUCGCUGUCAUCUCGAUCAGUAUCCACACCAGAUCCCAGGCUGACAGCCUGUUAUUAUUCAUUCGAGAAAACUGAGUGUAGAAAUGUUGAUCAAAUUUGCACUAGCCUUGCUACUUGUCACCGUCUUGGGGGAAGUGGUAGGAACGGAUAAUGCUGAUGUUCACGAGAGUCACCCCGAGAAACCGGCCAGUCAGAAAGGACGUCUCUCCUUACAAAAUACAGCUGAGAUCCAGCACUGUCUUGUGAGCGCUGGAGACGUGGGCUGCGGUGUGUUCGAGUGUUUCGAGAACAACUCCUGUGAAAUCCGGGGCCUCCAGGAAAUCUGCAUGACCUUCCUGCACAAUGCUGGCAAGUUUGACUCGCAGGGCAAGUCCUUCAUCAAGGAUGCUCUGAAGUGCAUGGCUCACGGCUUAAGGCACAAGUUCAGCUGCAUCAGCCGAAAAUGCCUGGCCAUAAAGGAGAUGGUCUUCCAGCUUCAACGGGAAUGCUACAUGAAACACAACCUCUGUUCAGCUGCUAAAGACAAUGUCAAUGUCAUGGUGGAGAUGAUACAUUUCCAAGACUUAUUUCCCAAAGGGCCGUACGUUGAGCUGGUGAACAUCUUGCUCGGCUGUGGAGAGGAGGUGAAGGAAGCCAUUACCCGGAGCGUGCGUCUGCAGUGCGAGCAGAACUGGGGCGCUCUGUGCGACAGCCUGAGCUUCUGUACGUCUAUAACCGCCGCUCCAGCGCCAGGCGGCCUUGAUCGACGUCCGGUGGUUUCCUCUCAUUCAGAGGGGGAGCACCACAAGGGCGCUCGACAAGGAGACAAGGACAAACCUGGCAAGGUCGGGAUCAGUUCCCACACAAGAAGUCGGAGCCAAGGCCCACGCCGUGCCAGUUUAGAUGCCGGCGUUGCCGAGCAGGAAGACUCUAAAAUCAGUGACAUUCGGAGGUGAAAUAGCAGGAUCACCUAAACUGACCAUGAGACCCCAAUCCCCAACUUAACAGACUCAGAAAACCUCUUAAUUCAACCCAUCCACCCUCACAUCUCCACAGUCAUUCCAGCACUCCCAAACUGUACAUUUUGCAAGGGUAAAUGUGGUGCAGCUUUUUUGAUACUCCAGAUUAUAGGACCGAUUGUUAAUUUUGUAGAGUUCAGUGCUUUUAUUUUAGUUCUAAUACAGCAUCUCUAUUUCGCAAAUCAUAUCCUCCUUAAGAUUCAAUCACUUUAUUUAUUUCAUGCUUUAUGCAAUGUUUGAAUAUAAACCAUGUACAUAUAAAUCUAUGUAUAUCUAUAUUUAUAUAAACAUGUCUAAAUAAUAUAGCCUCCAUAUUAGGUAAUGAUAAACUAUAUGUAAUAUAGUGCAAAGAAUGCUUGCUGUUGUAUUAGUUACAUUAUUGCACCAAUUAUGCAUCUGACUGUAGAUAUGUAAGAUAUGUUUGUUUGUUUGUUUCAGAAAUGUAUGUGUAAUUGUUAUUUUAAAUACUUGAUUAAAUACAAGCUGUACAGGAUUGAAGUCCAGGUCUAGCACAUACAAUGCUCUGUGCUUCUUAGAACAAAAAGUCAUUUCACGAAAAACAAUGUCCAGUAACAAGUUUAUUGUGCCUUGAGAAUAUUUUGCCCCAAAAAUAAACCGUAGACCCUAGACCGUAGAUGUAUUAUAGGAAAAUGCCCAAAUAUAACAGCCCCUGUGCUUAGAAAUAUAAAUGUUAGCUGUCUCAAAGAAGCGCCCUGAUAAUAACACUUAAGUCUAAUAUGUAUGCUGCAUUUCUAGGUUUUGCCCAAACAGAUUAGUUCAACACGGGAACAGCUUCAGUGUACGAUGUCUCAUGGAAAGCAGGCCUGUCUGUGUUCUGGCCAAGUCCACAGCCAGCCACUGGUGUUUCCAAGUAAAAAAUAGCCGUUUUUUUUUUCUCCCAGAGCCACUGAGAAGAGCCAGAAGCUGGAACUGUAGUCGGCUGGCCUUAGACCCAGGAACUAGGUUAAGUCUACACAAGAACCUCAGGGUAUUACUGACAAUAAUAUUGAAAUGGGUGAAUUAUUGUUUACUAUAGCUGCGAAAGAAUUGUUUUGGGCCCUUGCCACGUGAUUGGUUAAUAAAAUGUCUGGAGCUGAUUGUUGGUUUAAGAAUAAGCAAUGGCUUGUAUAGAUCUGUUAUUCAUCAGCCUAAGGAUAACAGUAGUUACUUUGACCAAUCAUAUUUUGAAUUCGCUCAGGUAUUCUGAUGAACAUGAGGGCAAAAUGUGAUCAACUUUGGGUUUAACCCUGGAAAACAUUUUCAAAUGGUUAUAAUGAAAAAAAAUCUGUGUACAACAAUUACAUGGAAUGACUGAUUCCAUAUCACUACAGAUAGCAUGUGUUCCAAUUGUUUUAGGAAAAUAAAUACUAAAGCUCAUUUCUUA